CUCACUGCGCACUGUGACACCCCAACCCUCCUGUGUCAUUCAGGCUCGGGGACCAUCUGUCCGCUCUGUAGUUUGCGGCUAAACCCCUGCUCCUCCUCUUUCUGCUCGCUGCCCUCCCGCCCCCGCUUCCCUACACCCGUGGGGCGUUUGCACCUGUCGCCCCCCCUCCAUACACACGUUUUCAAACAGCUUACUGUCCCUCACAUGAGUCGGGGUCUAUCUGGAUCCACAGGCCCGUUUUAUGCUCGGAAGUAAUAGAGUGGCGUCUCUUGUGGCUACCUAGGAGACAAAAUUCCAACACACUGGGGGGCUGGACAUCUCAUUGACUUCAAGUACCUGGUAACAUGGCAAAAGAUGCUGGCCUAAUUGAAGCAAAUGGAGAGCUCAAGGUUUUUGUAGAUCAAAAUCUCAGUCCUGGAAAAGGUGUAGUAUCGUUAUUGGCUGUACAUCCAACGUCUGUAAAUUCUGUCGGAAAGCAACUCCUGCCGAAAACUUUUGGACAGUCUACUGUUAACAUUUCUCAGCAAGUGGUUAUUGGAACACCCCAGAGACAAUCUGCAGCCAGUACAAUCUUAUUAGGAAGUCCACAUACCCCUAACACGCACUUUGUAUCGCAGAACCAAACUACAGAGUCCUCACCUUGGUCUGCAGGGAAGAGAAGUAAGAAAGGUGAAAAAAAUGGAAAGGGGUUGCGUCAUUUCUCCAUGAAAGUAUGUGAGAAGGUACAGAAGAAGGGAACUACGUCGUACAAUGAAGUGGCAGAUGAGUUAGUUGCAGAAUUUAGCUCAGCGGAUAACCAUAUAUCACCAAAUGAAUCGCAAGCGUAUGAUCAGAAGAAUAUAAGACGUCGAGUUUAUGAUGCCUUAAACGUGCUUAUGGCAAUGAAUAUUAUUUCUAAGGAAAAGAAAGAAAUUAAGUGGAUUGGCCUACCCACAAACUCUGCUCAGGAAUGUCAGAACUUAGAGGUUGAGAGACAAAGGCGGCUUGAAAGGAUAAAGCAAAAACAGUCUCAGCUCCAAGAACUUAUACUACAGCAAAUUGCAUUCAAGAACCUAGUUCAGAGAAAUCGUCAGACAGAGCUGCUGGCAAACAGACCUCCUCCAGCCAAUUCAGUCAUACACUUACCGUUUAUUAUUGUGAACACCAGCAAGAAAACCGUAAUUGAUUGUAGCAUUUCUAACGACAAAUUUGAAUAUCUCUUUAAUUUCGACAACACAUUUGAAAUUCACGAUGACAUAGAAGUAUUAAAAAGGAUGGGUAUGGCUUGUGGACUGGAAUCCGGAAGUUGCUCUGCAGAAGACCUUAGGAUAGCACGAAGUUUGGUGCCAAAGGCUCUAGAACCGUAUGUGACAGAAAUGGCUCAGGGAUCGAUCAGCAGUGUGUAUGUCUCAUCAGGUUCUGUAUCGAAUGGAAGGAGGUUUUCUACAAGUGAACUGACAGGCUGUACAGAUGGUAUAUUGGCAACUAGUUCAAACGGAUCUCAGUAUAGUAGCUCCAGAGUAGAAACACCUGUGUCUUACGUUGGAGAGGACGAAGACGACGAGGAAGAUGACUUCAAUGAAAAUGAUGAUGAUGAAUGAUUUGUAGAUGGUGUUUGUGUCUUCAGUUGAAAAAGCUUCAGGAAUCUUUUGUGUUCAGUUAUUUGAGGUGUACUUUCUUUUACAACAGUCUUGGUAUAAUAUUGUUGAGACUAAUAAGUCCUAGUUACCAACCAAGGACUGCUUGUAACUUUUUUUUUUUUUUUUUUUUUUUUUUUUUUUUUUCCCCUUUUGAGGUGUGGAUGUUAUUUCUCACAAGCCCCUUUUGAGUUUUUAAAUAUAUUUUAUUUAUGUUUUGUUUUGCCCCCAGUGAAAUUGGCUACACUUUAUAAUAUUGUAUUUCAGCCACAAAAAUUAAAUGGUAUCCUCAUAUGUAAAAAAUAAAUGGGUUCAUCUAAUUAAAAAUUAUCUGGAGUGUUUCAAUAAUGCCAGUAAUUUCAAAAUGGCAAUAUGGUUUUUUCAAAUCAUGCAUUGUCCAAAGAAAUAUACUUUUUUUUUUUAACCCCCUACCCAUAAAUGAAUUGGGAGUUCAGAAUUAACCUGAACUGUGUGUUUUUUUAAAAAAAAAUAUGUAAUGUAUAUUUUGGGAGAAAAAAAAUACAUUUUAAGUCAUUGCUGGUGCAGCUAUAUGAAAUAUCUAUAUUUUGCUUUUAGUAAAAUUUGCCUGAAUUCUUGCAGGUAAAUGUUUGAUUUUUUUAAUUCUAUAGUUGUUUACAUAAGUAUCAUUUAAAGUAUGUACUGAAACAAAUGUUUUGUAUUUGUUUCCUAAAACCUCUACCUGUAAUCUAUUAUGUUAAAAUUAUUAUAGCGUUAACAGUUUGUUUUUUUUAACCCAAGAUUUACAAAUCCUUUUUAACAGUUCAUAUUUUAUAUAAGAAAUUUAACAGCAGACGCUGGUGAUUUCGGACAAUUCUCAAAAUUAGAACUGACGGCUGCCUGUUACAAUCAUAUUCCUUUUAUUGAAACAUACACUUAUGUAAUUUUAACUAUACAGAGACUUAUUAAAUGAUUUGUUUAACUUGGCACUGUUAGUUUUAUUAAUAAAACAUGCAUGGGCAUUUUAAAAAA
Molecule: messenger RNA, 2606 nt
Organism: Spea bombifrons (plains spadefoot toad)
Lineage: Eukaryota; Metazoa; Chordata; Amphibia; Anura; Pelobatidae
Gene: TFDP1
Product: transcription factor Dp-1
Exons: 12
Coding region: 345-1580 (411 amino acids)
Biological process (GO): regulation of cell cycle; regulation of transcription by RNA polymerase II
Cellular component (GO): transcription regulator complex; nucleus
Molecular function (GO): DNA-binding transcription factor activity, RNA polymerase II-specific; RNA polymerase II transcription regulatory region sequence-specific DNA binding
Source: RefSeq, a predicted model, not a curated record